Messenger RNA from Homarus americanus (American lobster), 9140 nucleotides. RefSeq names its product RING finger protein 121-like. Gene Ontology annotation, molecular function: ubiquitin protein ligase activity; metal ion binding. The record is from RefSeq and is a predicted model, not a curated record. Gene Ontology annotation, cellular component: endoplasmic reticulum membrane; Golgi membrane. NCBI's taxonomy places the organism in Eukaryota, Metazoa, Arthropoda, Malacostraca, Decapoda, Nephropidae.
UGCCUUACUGAUUACCCUUUGUAUAUUGGCACCGCACAAUACAUUGGACAUUGAAUACCUACAAUAUCCAUGUAUAGUUGUACACUGUAAACCUGCAUGACAAACCGUUUAUAAACUUGUAUGACGUUUUUGAUAAAUACUUGCAGUAGCUAUCUAUCUACGAAUAUUUAAUGAGUUAGUCCUUCGAGUUUCUAUCCGCAUUCAUUUCUGUCCGCAGUGUGUCUCCGUGACUUCAUACUACAUGUGCGGUCAGCUGUCACCCACAACAAAAAUGGCCGGCGUGGAGCAUCACCACGGUCACCAACACCUGCCAAGAGGUCAUAUUCCCAAUCCCUUGGACGAAAAGUUACUUAGAAUCAUCAGAGAAAACCUCACAGACCAGGAAGUACAUUUAUCAGAAGAGGAAAGAUGGAGAUUAGAACACCUACGGCUGCACGAGAAGCACAAGGGUCAUGAGGAGAUGCAUGCAGAGAUGGUCAUCAUCUUGAUGGUGGUCACCAUAAUAGCACAGAUUGGUCUUGUGGCUUGGAAAAAACAUCAUUACAAAUCUUACCAGUUUGUGAGCAUGAUAGGUGUGUGGGUGAUUCCAUUUGUCGUAUGCCUUCACAACCACUGGUGGCGUUUCAUCUUCAUCUGGCUGGUGUUCUCCUCCAUCACUGUUAUUGUGGUGAAGAAGGCCGUCGAGCAGCCGCUUGAUCAAACAACACCCAGACAGGUAUAUAAGUGGUUCCUUCUAGUGUACAAGAUCUGCUGUGGCCUGGGUGUCGUGGGCUACGUCAUAAUAAUGAUAACUAUGAUGGGCUUUCACCUCUUGUUUGGAGUGAAGCCCAACGUGUGGAUGGACACUGGUCUUCUUUUUAUUUUCUAUGGUCUAUACUACGGUGUUCUUGGGCGGGAUAUUGCAGAGGUCUGCGCGGGCAAGAUGGCUUCCCAUGUUGGGUACUACACACCACAUGGCAUGCCAACUCGGACUAGAGCCGGCACGUGUUCGUUUUGUAACCCUCAGUUAGUACCAGAAGAGGAGGGUAUUAUUGAGAACACCUACCGUCUCUCAUGUGGUCACACCUUCCAUGAGUUGUAUCGAGGCUGGUGUAUUUGGCAAAAACAAACUUGUCCAUACUGUAAAGAAAAGGUGGAUCUCAAAAGAAUGUUCUGCAACCCCUGGGAGAAACCACACGUGUUUUAUGGACAAUUACUCGACUGGAUCAGACUACUAGUGGCAUGGCAGCCAGCAAUUAUUUUCCUGGUCCAAGGCAUCAACAAUUAUCUUGGUCUCCAAUAAGGAUCACCAACUUAGAUGUCUAGUCAUGUUGAUACAUUUUCUUUCUUGUGUUUAUAGAAACUAAUAAGAUCAUUGAUCAGAAUCAAUGUUACUUGUGUUAUUUAUUUGAUUUCUUAGAUAAUUUAAAACAUGAUUUAUCCUUGACAGAAGUAUUAUAUUCAGGCUAUAAAAUCAGUUUAUUUUCUCUCAUUUAUUGUACAGUAAAACUUUCAUGAACAUGACAUGAUAGGAUAAGAGAGUGUACUCUCGAGCAGGUCAGUGCUUCUUGUAUUUUGUUAUAAGUUCAGUUAUCCCAGCAAAUAAUACAGGAUCCCCCACGUUAUGGAAGAGAUUUUUUUUUUUUCUGCAACAUGAAAUUCAAUCACACAAAACCAGUUUUCCCAUUGAAAUCCUUUAUAUGACAUGUGUACCUAAAGAAUAUUUUUUGACCAAAAGACAUAAUAAAAAGUUUAAAAUGAAAGUCAACCUUCUUAAACAGACACAUUAAAAGUAAAAUUGAAUAUUUUUAUCUUAUAUUAUGCUAAUACUGUAUGACUCACCAGAAAUGCAUGGCAGCAAAUACUAAGAGGGAAAAUAUGGAGAGAAUCCAUGCUAAAAACAUGUGAUGCUCUACUUAUUGCCAACACAAGUAAUAUGUCACAUCAACCUGAAAUCACAAAGUGGUAAAACAAUAUGAACCUAAAUAGUACUGUAUAUUAAUAAAAAGUAAGUUUAGGAACCGAGAAAGUGUAAGGAUUGUACAUUUAACACAAAGGCAUUCUGAAAUCCGAUUUUAUUGGCCACUUAAGUUCCAAAUUCCGUAUGGGAGAAUUUCUGUAACCCAACUACUGUACAGUAUUUCAGUAUUUGUAACACGGGGAUGGCUAUUAAGAGAGAGGAUUCAUUGCUUAAUAAAUCCCCGAGACAGAUGCGUGUUUAUUGAAAUUAUUCACUGCCAAGAAAAAGAAAAGGUAGAUGAUCAACAACAAUGUAUAGGUGAUAUAUACUGGUAUGUGAUGAGUGAUGAUAAUGGAAAUUGUACAUUAUGCCUUUAUUGGUCAAUUAUUUUUAUUUGGGUUGGUAUCGUUCUGUGGCCGAAUUCAAAAACUUCCAUCAAAAGAAGGGUUUUGCUCAUCUGAGACUGGGGGAAGAAAAAAUAGAAUAGGUAUACGUACUGUUGUUUCAGGUGGGACCUGAGGCAGUAAUGGUGUGCCUCAUUUUGUUUUAGAUUUCCACAGUUUUACUAUGAAUGUGACCACAUGAUAAUCCCUAUGCUGGUUUAAGUAACACUUUACAUGAAAUAGUAUUUGGUGUGAAUGAUUUACUAGUUAGCCAAGCCUGUGUGGAGUUAUUUUAUUUUUCCUUAAACAAUUGAUUUGUUUACCAAAACUAGAUUAACGUACACCAAAAAGUAAGUUGUAAGACAUUCAGUUGUUCAAAUUAGUUAUCAACUGAGCUAAGUUUGAUUUAUUCAUGAUUGCUUCACUACUGUUUUUGGCAUUACAUAUUUAGGUGAUUAUAUUUAUUGAGAUGCUAAUUACUUUCCCACCUGCAGCAAAUUUCUCGUCAAGCUUUGUAAAACAAGAAUAUUUAAAUUUAUUGGCAUUCUAAAGAGAAGUUAUGUUAAGUGAAGAAGAAUGAUGCUGCACACGACCUUUCAAAAUUGUGAUUGUUGUGACAAAUCAUGAAUGUUAUUUAGGGAAAACAGAAAAGUAUGAAAUUUAUGAAAUGAAAAACUUGUACAGUACUUAAACUCAUCACAUAUUAAUAUUAGAUUUUAUGCCUUAUUACUGUAGUAUGUUGUUACAAUCAAUAACUAAGUCUACCAAAAUGACCUCCUAAUUGAAUUGUUGGUCAUUGUAAAAUGUGUUCAGAUUUCCUUUGGGUUUUAUUGAAAUUUAAAUAUGAUCUAAUGUUGACUUAAAAGAAGGUACUAGAUAUUAUUUUACAAAGGAAGUGUCUUUCCCCAUAUCUGAUUAUGGACAAUGUUUUUUCUCCUGCAUAUUUUCUUCAUCUUACAAACAUUAACAAUCUAUUCUGGGCCAACUAAUAUGAACCUUGAGAGACUUGUACUUUAGUCUAGUACGGUAGCCCAGACCCCCUCUAUUUAUUUUGGCCUUUUAAGAACUUAUGGGGGUCAAAUGUGAGACAGUAUGGAGACUUAUUUCAUAUGCUUGCAGUUGCUGGCUUUUUUUAAAUUGUAUAUAUUCUGUAUGUAUGCCUAGAACUGACUGCUUUUAGUUUUAAAUUUUUUAAUUUUUAAAAGAGUUGAUACUGUACAUUUGGACUCUUUUAUUUUGUACAAUAUUUUCUUUGAUCUGGGGGACCUAUGCAUAUUGUAAGCUUUUGUGAAUUUUCUGGUCCCCAAAACUUACUCUAGAAUUCCCUCCGCUGUUCUUUGUUAAGAACAUUUUUGUGGUCAGUGUUAAUUAAUAUAUUGUCAUUUUGUUAACAAACUUGAACCAAUUUAAGUCUGUGUCAUCCACAUGUUCAUCCUAGAAACUUCUGAAUAAAAAAGAUCUGUUUGCAGUCUUCAGAUAUGACCUUUCAUCACAUCUUUCUUCUGAAGAGUCAUGUAGAAUGCCUUAAACUUAUUUUCUCUUGCAGAGAAAUAAGGCCAAACAAAUCUCGAUAAUUUCAUAUUGUGUGUUUGUUCAAUAAAGCUGUACAUUUACUUUUUCUCUAGUUAUUGAAAUUUGUCUUCAGCUUUUAAGCCUAUCAUGAAUAUACUUUUCUCUGGGUUUUUCCCACCACUUGCAUUAAUUAAAAAUUUUACCACUUGGUUCACAUCACACAGAAUUCUUACACCAAACCUGAGGUAUUAUUUUAUUGGGUCACCAAUUUAUGUAGAGUACAAAAAACACCAAAGUUUGAACCUGUGAAUUUGCACAUCAGCAAAUUAUUCCACGUUAUUGGUGUUUACCUCAUGGAUGUAUCCACAUUCAAAUGACAGGCAGUGUACUGAAUGCUGUACACUUCUUGGAUUCCUUUGUAUGUUACUUCUAGGUUUUUAUCCAUGGAUUUGUCAGAUCCACAGGCUCUUGUUAGACAGUAUGGGAUGAGAUGUGAUGCAGAACCCCAACACAAUAGGAAGAUCCAUUUUCACAUCUAACUUGAUAGUACAUUUCUGGGUUGUCUGUGUGUGUUAUCAUUGUGUGGAAAAUGCCUGGAGACAGACUUUCAAUGGACGGAAGAUAGAGGUCAUACAUACAGUUGAUAGUAGUAGUAGUCGAUAUGUUCCAUAAAUGUACAAGAUACAUUUUGUUUUGGCCUUCACCUUUCCAUCCACCUCACCAGGGUCAUGAAAAACAGUACUACAGUAAACCUUCUCAAUAAGGGACAGGUCUUGCAUGGAUUAGUCUGGUACAGUGUUAGGAGGGUACACAUUAUACAUGCAUGACAUCAAUGAGUCAGUCUUAUCACUCUUCAUUUGCCACCCUCAGGUUCAUGUUGCUUUUAGCCUUUUCAACAUUAACAUAACCCUGUAAAUUGUCCCAUUUAUUUGUAUCCUUUGAUUAUAACCUUCAAAGAUUAUAAUGUUUUUUUACUUUUUUCUCCCUAUUUUAUUGAAAAUGGAACUUGGUUAAAAGUUAAUAGAUCUGUUCAUCUCUCUCAAAAUACUGUACUGUACAGUAUUUAUCCACCAGUCCUUGUCUUGGCAUUUGCCCAUUGUUCCUCAAUUCAUAUUUAGUUUUGUGAAACAGUGUAAACCAGGGCUUCAAUAUUGUUCGUAAAAUUUCAGUACAGAAAAUGUGAUGCUCUUAAUUCAUGUGAUCACUAAUAAUUCAUUCAACCAGAACUUAUGAUGAAAUUACCAGCCUUUCCUCCUUCAUAGCUUGAAUAAAGCAGCCCUUUUGUUAUAAAGUACUGUGUUAGCUCUCAGUAAGUUGAAUGGACCAUAGACGGCAGGCAUUGUAGGAAACAAAGUUGUUUUGAUUAGAAAAGCCUGUAAUACUCUAGUCAGAGUUCUCUGAAACUUGUUUUCCAUCUUUCUAAAAUAUAUUUAUUUUUGUAUGAUUUCAUAGGAAUUUAGCAUUGAUAUUACAGUACAGUAAAAAAAAAGGUAUACAGGUGCUCCUCUACUUAAGAAUGUCCAACUUACAGAGAUACAAACAUCAUCACUGAGGGGGGUUACCUGCCAGAACAGGUGUUUAAUGUGGAUGAGACUGGAUUAUUUUGAAGAAAAUCCCAGAUAGAACAAACAUUACCAAAGAGGAGAAAGUGAGCCAUGUUUUAAGGCUGUACUAAAGGGUAUAGCUCUACUAAAUAUCAAUAAGCUUUUCAUUUUUUACAAUAUGUUUGGUAUCUACAAGAGUAAAGUUGGACUUACAAACAAUUGGACUUGCAAACAAGCCUCAGGAACGUAACUCGUUUGUGAGUAGAGGAGCACCUGUAUACAGUAGAGUUUAAAAGAAAAAAAAUUUGGUAUGAAUAUACAGAAGGUAGUUUUUCAUCUGCUUAUCAUCCAGUAAUAAUUUUUUACCAUUCAACAAAAGAGGGUAAAACAUAGUCAGAUGAAACCAGUUGCUUGAUUACUCCCACACACAGUACAGUGUAACAAACUGAAUCAAGACUCUCACAUUGCUUGAAUGCCUCAUAUUUUCUCCAAUUGAUUGUACAGAAUCCUCCUAUUCUAUAACUGUCACAUGCUUGUUGGAAUAUUAUUUUGUAGAUGGGUAACUUGUAAACAUCUUCCAGAUGCUUAUGUUGUGCCCUAUCUUUAUGCUAAUUUUUCCCCAUUCUUCUUUUGUAUCUUCAUUUAUGCCCAUUUUAAAGUAUUUCACUUUUUUCUCAACUCAAUUUUGUGUUUAUUAUUUAUUUCUUCCUUUUUGGUUUUACAUAUUCAUCCCCCAUGUUGCACCAUCUCUGCUUGUACUUUUGUCUUGCACAUUCUUCUAAGCUUAUUACUAUGCCCCACAUUUAUAUGUCCUUGUGUAUUGCACAUUAAUUUGUCCCUGUGUGUUGCACUGCCAUGUAAAAGUUAAUCUAGCACAAGCUCUCUCCUGCUGUAUAGCAGGGUGGCUAGACUCGAACAGCAGACGUUUCCCUAGUAUCCAUCGUUUGUUCAUUCUAGUUGCCCUUUGUGUUAGAUAAUAUUCCUACUUGGUCCUGCAUAUUUCUCAUUCUUCCAUUUUGUUUUAUAUGUAAGAAUUUAUAUUCAUGUGUUCCUGUGUGUUCUACAAUUAUUUAUUUUACUUGCUCUUCUAUGUCAUGAUUUGCUUCAUUAUAAUUUUGUCUAAUUCUUCUGCACAUCUCUUGGUGUUUUUUCAGUGGUACCCUGUGAAAUUUGUUUCUGUGAUGCUCCCCUCUUAAUUUUAUUCUGCAGUUUUUCAGUGGUAAUCUUUGAUUGCCUUUGUGAGUUGCAACCUUACCAAACCAGUGGUUCCCACCCUGUGGAUUGAUGUUAGGAAGGGCAUCCAGUUGUAAAAUUUGGCUUCAACAUGCAUGAUGGCAACUGGGUCACCAGAGCUGUGCCCUUUCCCUUGUCUCCGCUGCAUUUUCUGGGUUGGUUCUCUUGGUUUGUGGUGGUGAGCAAAAUGAAGCGGGGAGUCCCAUUGUGGUUUUACCCAUCAGCUGCCAUCAGGUAAUUGUGUCAUACCCACAGAAAUGUGGAAAAAUGGUUGGACAUUAUCAACACUUCUCUUUCUGUUGCAGAUAAUGUGUGACUCACUUUUAGCCAAUUUUCAACCUUGUCUAUUGUCUUGGUCCUAUUUUUAUUUUUAUUUUUCUAAUUUUUCACCAUUAAUUUUAGCAUUUUUCAUCAUAGGCCAAAACCAACUCAUUGUUUUACUUCACUGUUGCAAUACUUUUAGAUUUUAUCACAAACUUUUUUGCUUUUUGCCAUAUUUUUCACGUUCAAGUAUGAACUUUGCCAUUUUGUUCAAGAUGUUCCUGCUAUGUAUUUUUUGUUUUUAAUAGAGAAUCUCUAUUUUACUGCGUUAUACUUCUGGCUAGUGAGAAUUUGCUUUCUGAUGUUUCUUCAAGAAUAUUUUGCCUUUGAUCGAUGGAUAGAUUUUUCAGUUGACUGGCCAUUGACUGCUUGGUUCAUUUGGGCUUUAGCAGUCAUGCUCCUAGUCUUGGCAUUAGCAUCUCAUGUUUAUUGAGGCAGCUGACAUUAAACUGUAUAUAAUGACAAUGAACAUGGUAAGUCCGGGUUGUCUUAAGUCGCAUAUGUCGUAAGUCGAGGAGAGACUGUAUAAUGAGAAUUUUCAUACUUUGUUUAUGCCUUGCAAGACUAGGAAUCAGAUUUCUUGACCAUUUAAUGAAAUUAAAGGUCAUCUGCAUGUUUGUAAAGAUAAUAUUUAGUUUGUGAUUUGUUAAGCCAGAUGUGAUAUACCACUGUCAUGUACACAUCCUGUCAUCAUCUCCUGAAAGAAUUUUAUUAAUUCAAGUGGUAGUUGUAAGUUACCUGUACUAUAGGCAAAUUUUUUUUGUUAGUCUAGUAAAUACAUUGCUUACUGUUGCUUGUUUUCUUUAUAAAUAUUUAAAGAUAAAUUGUCUUCAGUAUCAUUCCUUGUUUAUUUUCAUAAUGCUAAAAAGAUUUUGAAAUAUUUGAUACAUAAAAAUCACUAUGGUAACUGUUUCUGUGAUUUAUAUAAAAAAAAAUGGAUUUUUAUAAGUGAUGAUGUGGUUCCUGUGAUCUGAAGUGCAAUUAUUGGUCAUAAGAAUAAGACUGUACGGAGUAGUCUGUCUCUGUUGCAAAUAACACCCAAGAUAGAAAAGCUUGUUCAAUUAAUUGUCACGGGAACCUUAUGAAAAAUAAACAGUGAAAGACAUUUAUCAAGUUUCAUUAGAGCUUAUGAGCAUUUAGUGCUAGGAAGCUUGAUUACUGCCAUACAAGGAAGAAUAAGUUGGCCUUUUUCUGCUAGGUCUUGAAUGAAUCUAUUGCAUAUUUUCAAACCACUCUACUGCUUCUAACUUUAAUGCUGCUUCUGCUUCAGAAUAAAGUAACACAUUCACUCAUACUCUUCUGCUUAGUUUUCCUCCUAUUAUUUUUUCUUUGACAUCUUCCUGCUAACUUUUUUUCCUUCCUUUAAUUACCAUUUCUGAUGUCUGAAAACUUACAAUUAAUUUAUUCUUUGCAUGUAAGUAUGUAUUUACCAUCAUAUCUAGAAUAAUAUGAACACUUCAGUGAAACUUCACACACACACUUCAGGUUAACAGUUUCCAACAUUGAUUAAGAAUUGGUUCCAACUAGGAGCACAGAAGGUUAAAAACUAAGACAUUACGAGCUUACAUGAAUGUAAUAAUGGUUUAAACAUUCUGUAUUGCAAAUAGUUGGGAAAGGUUUCUCUUAGGUAGCAGCUAGACCAGUAUACAGAAGUCUUCAGGAUAGAGGGGUCAGUAACAGUCCUAAGGGUAGGAGGUCCUUUUUAUAUGCUACUCUAGAAAUGGGAACACGUUAACAGUAACAUAAAGAUGCAUUUGAUUGUCUUCAUGCAUUUUAUAAUCUUUAUAUAUAUAUUGCUCUUACAAAGGAUAUUUAUAGAGCACAAGUCUGUACAGAUUAGGCAUGGACAUAGAUUACCAUUCAAUAUGCAGGUAGAAUAUAUUUUAUAUUGUCAUUAAUAUUACUUCCUAUUUUUCAAUGAAUAGUGGUGAAGCAGAUCUCUUGUGGAUGAGUUUUGUUCUUGGAUUAAGUUUUAGCUCUUGGUUGGAAUGUGCAUGGGAGAAAUUUUAAUGAUCUUUACCAGGUGCAACAUUAGGAAAUGUUUGUGCUUUACUUUACGAGUGAUGAUUAAGAAAAAAUGGAAGGCAGUUAUAGAAAGAGUUCAUUACAGUACUUUGAUGUUGUUGCAGAGAUAUUUGUUAACUAAUAUUUGUGUGGUAUUGAUUUUAUAAAUCAGAAUCAUUAUUUUUUAAUAAAGAAAUAUUGUUU